Molecule: messenger RNA, 4519 nt
Organism: Calypte anna (Anna's hummingbird)
Lineage: Eukaryota; Metazoa; Chordata; Aves; Apodiformes; Trochilidae
Gene: PROSER2
Product: proline and serine rich 2
Exons: 4
Coding region: 295-1728 (477 amino acids)
Source: RefSeq, a predicted model, not a curated record
GGAGCCCCACCGGGCCGACGCUCCCCACACGGGACGAACCCGCCCGAGCUGGCGCUGUGCCCGCCGCUUUAACCGCCCGCCGUGGGUGGUGGCCGGCGCAAUGCGCAUGAGUUCGGGGGCCGGCAGCUUGGGAGAGCCCGCGUCAGAUCGGAGGUGCUGCUCCGGCCACCUGCUCUCUUCUGCCUGGGCUCCCUUCCCUUCAUCACUUCGCCCUUCGCUGCCCCUGCUGGGAGAGGUGCGGACUGCUCCUCGUUGCCGAAAUGAAUAAAGCUAGCAGCCCUACGUAAUACCUUGAUGGCAUUCUGCACUUCAUCAGGAUUGGUAAAUCAAGAGAGUGUGAUGCCUAGAAACCUCCUGUCAGAUUCCCCUGAAAUGGCAUCAGAAGAAUCUCCAAAACACACACUUGGGAGCAUGGAGAGGGGCAGCAGUGUGGAGAAUCAUGGCAGCCAAGCUAGGUGCAGAAGUGUUGCUUUGGAUGAUGAGAGUCUUAAAUACUUAACUCAUGAAGAACAGGAUGUUCUCAUGUUCUUUGAGGAAACCAUAGAUGCCUUAGAAGAUGACUUGGAAGAGCCAGUCCUAUGUGACAGUGGCAUCCACUGUCAGUCUCCAAGGUCAACAGAAGAAAAUAUGUCCAGUCAUUCAGAGACUGAAGAUAUCAUUGACUUAGUACAAUCAACACCUGAAAGCAGUGACCAUGAAGGCCCUCCCACCAGAGAUGCAGAACCAGGUAUGUUGGAUGCCACAUGGAGGACUGAGAGCCCAAAGCCAGCUGUACCUGCUGACCUUCCCCCACAACCUCCUGCACCACCACCACCACCAUCAGUACCUGAGACACUUCCUCUGCCUCCUCCACCCCCUCCUCCCGUGCAGCAUCCGAAAUUGCUUCGCUCUGUCCCCACUCCACUCAUCAUGGCCCAGAAGAUGUCAGAGCAGCAGAUGGAGAGCAGAGUGUGCUUCCCCAGUGCCCUCAAGGAAGGGAAUUCAGACAGGAAGAAAACCCCAGUGGCCAAUGGUGAUUAUUCUGUGGCUCCAAAGCACCCUCCUGCACCAGCACCCAAACUGCACCGCUUCCCAAGCAACAUCAACAUAACAAAUGUCAGUGGCAAAGAGUUCAAUGAGACUAUUUCUAAAGCAGCAGUUAAUGUCCAGGAACGGAGAGCCCAGGUGUUGGCCAACAUCAAUGGAGGAGCUUUUCUGGCAGCUGAACUGGAGGAGAAGCUGCAGAAAAAUGACUUCUUGUCACGUAACAGAAGUUCUUCCCUGAGGGAUCUCUCCUCUGAGCAAACACGAUAUGAGGCCCUGACAAAACUGGGCCUGGUUAAGGGAAAAUCAGCUCAGGACCAAGUGGACCAUGCCCCAAGCACUCAGCAGCUUGAUGUACAGCCCAAACAGGCAGAUGCUGUUCCAAAUGGAUAUCAAAACAUCCACGAUAUUUUAAAAAGCAAGCCCAGCCCUUUCCUUCCUAUGGGCAAAACCGUAACAAUCAAACCAGAGGUAGCUCUUGCUGCUAACAAGGUCAGCACCAUGCAGCAGAACACUGAAAAAAGUUUCAGUGAUAACAAACAGCCUAGUGUAAGCCUGGAUAUGAGGAGGAGAUCAGGUUCACUGCCUAGACCUUCAGGAUUUCGAUCCCAAGGGAUAACAGUGAAGUUUUCUGGUCGUGGCUCCACAGAAGAAGCCCGGAGAGAGGCACUCCGGAAACUGGGGCUACUGAAAGAGACUGCCUAAUUUGGAUGGGAAUGUUUUGGCAACAGGGGGGAUGUCAUAGCAUGGUUUUGUGCUAGAAUAGUUCCAAAGGGAUUGGGAUAAUCCAGUUUGGACGAGGGGAAAGUUCCCUGCUUCAGACAAGCUAAGGAGGUACUAGAUACUGUGGAACGACCACUUGUGCUUAUCCCAGAAGGACUGGCACCAUGUAUGGCCAUGUAUAGCAGUAGGUUUUGGCUCUCCUUCUGACAGAGAUGCUCAUCUGUUGCUCUUUUGUGACUAAGAGGAAUUAUAUUUAAGUAAUGCUGAACUAUAGCAGACAGAAUCUCAUUAAUGAAGUGUACAGUGCAGUAUUGUUGUACAUAGAAAACUGUGGCAAAUCUUCUUUUGCCCUCUCUGAAGCCAAAAACAAGAGCUCCAUUUUCCUUGCCCACAUGCAUGUCUGCUUGUGGGAGCUAAGUAUAUGAUGUCAAAACUGGAAUUUGUUCAGUGACAAACAUGACUUUUUGGUGUCUCUAUCUGGCUUGGCUUUAUUCCCUACCAGUGUUGGAGUCGUCUUCUUCCUUGCUCUGUCCUCUGCUCAAGACUGCACAGAGGGGAGGUUUGACCUUCUCAGCUGAGCAGCCCAAGCUCUGGGUGGGUGCCUGUCAUUCUGCUGCUUCACUUGAAGUCUUUCCUUUCUUCCCUGCCACCUGCUUCUUGGUCAUGCUCCAGUGACCAAUGUGUCCAGUGAGAGGCACCAGAGAAGCCUCAAGGAUAUGCACCAUGUGCUGCUUUUCACCCUGACAGCCAAAGAGUCUCCAGACAAUCUGUGACCCCAGCUGUUCUCUACCUGUGACCAUCUCAUAGCAGAGAAGCCAUAGGAACAAGUUAACUUUGUACCAAAUGUGAGAACCUGCUGUCCAAAGUCUUACCUUUAAGUAAAAGUUUCCAUGAAGAAAGUUACUUUUUGAACAAUGGCUAAGCUAUACUGAGCAAUUUUAAGUUCUGUUACUUCUGAAAAAUGUCAUUUGAUCUUCCAGUAGUUUGACAGCCCUGAUAAUCCUUUCCUCACAGCCUUAUUUGAUUCUGCCCUGCCAAUGCAUAACAGAAGUUGCAGCCAAAAUUCUUGCAGGCUAAGUGGAGUUUCAGGAGAGAGCUGUAUGUAAAGGCACAUUGCUCCUGAAAGGUCCAAGUUGGUUUAUUUUGCCUUUGCUCAAUGCUUUUAAAGAUAGUCCAAAAAUAUAUUUGCUGGUAUGUUUGGGUUAUUUUUUUUUAAUAUAGCAAAGCUGCUCUUCCACAUUAAAAUUCCCUUCCCUUUUUAUACACCUAAAACCAUCCAGAAUAGCCAUUUUAAAACCAAAUGCCAAACUCCAGAACUGCUAAAUUUCCUUCUGUUAUUUCUGCAUGUUUGAGUUCUCUGUGUUUUGGUUUUUUCUAAAGGGAAAAGCGUACUUACUCUCUGCACUUUCUAAAGCUGCAAGCAACCUCCUCGUUUUCCCAAGAAGCUGAGUAAUAAACCUUGGAGAAGAGGAGGGGAGUGGCUAUAAUAGAAACUGACACACCCUUCAGCAAGGAGCUCUGACAUAACUGUGAUAAACAAGUUUGUAGUUCUUGUGAUAAAGUAUUUCAGACUUGCUGAGCUGUACUUGUAAAUGAAGCUGUCAUGAAGGAAAAAUCUGCAUUGUUCUCAACCUGCCUCAUAAGUUAAUUUUUUUGUUGUUUUUUUUUAAUUAUUAUUUUUUUUUUUUAAGUUAUCUGCUUGCUGCUUAAAUGUUUAAUUGUGUUGUUAUGGUAUCUGGCUGGGUCUGUUAUGUAGUUAUUCUUUUCAGCCUUUUCACUGGGUAAGUGAUCAUGUUGCUCAUUGUGACAGGCACUCUAUACAUAAGCAAUCAGUAAUUAAAGUAUGUGGCCAUUCCUCAGUCUAGCACAGCAUUUAUGCAUGCAUAAUCAAAUGUGAGAAGUGUUGCUGAAACAAAAAAGGCUUCUUGUCUGCUUUGAGUGAAGCACAUACUAUUUUACUGAGCUCUGAGUCUGUAGUCCUAAAUCAGAAAGAUAAGCACAUAAAAUAGAUCCAAGCACCUGCUUCUCUGCAGCCUGGAAUGGAGUCCUACACAUGGAUAAUACAUCAUAAUUUAUUAACAUAACUGGCUAAGUAAAUUUGAAUGUUUCAUGACCUUUGUGAUUUUAAAUCCUGUUAAAGCAAAUUCUUCAUUAUAAAUGUGAGGUGCAUACAAAGCAAUCUUCACAUCUAAUCAUUUCUUUCCAGCUCUCUUUUGAGUUGUUUACAGCUGAGUCCAUGCUAAGCAAAUGGGGAAAAAUACCCUGUCACUAAUUAUUUAGUUGAAAUUCUGCCCUAUUCAGUAAGUCUGUAACAUGACCCUGCUAAAAAACAAGCACAAAAAAAGAAGCAAACCCCCAUAAAUAGAUGUUUAAUAUCUAAAGUAUAAAGUUGUGAUAUGCUGAAUUAGCUGGAUCAUAUUCUCUCAUCUUUUUGUGCAGGGCUGCAUCCUCAACUGGUGGAAAGGGAGAGGUAGAUCUUCAUUAGCCAUAGAGGAUGUGGAAUGAGGCAUUUAUUGUGGCCCUUCAUUAUAGCAAAUAUCCUACUGGUAAACUCUUCUCUGUGCCUAAAACUGUAGUAAGUAAAGCCAUGUACUAAAUGAAGUUAAAGAGUCUAGCUGCUAAUAACAUGUAUAUAAAUUUAGCUCUGUUUUGUGUAUCUUGUUUUGUGUGUAUAUGUUGCUGUGAUUUUAAUUUUCCCCCUUUUGUGCUAGAGGCAACUGUCUUUCAUAAAUCUGAUUAAAUCAUCUAUUAAACUGGGAUAAUACCAAUGAAA